UGGGAAAAAACUUCUGUAUACUCAGAAUGUGUUAUUUAAUCGUUGGUCGUUGUGUUACGACCGUUGAAUAUGUGAGGAUUGUAUAUCACAAUAGAUUAUCGGUUUGGAUUAAAUCGUGUUUUUACAUCGAAAGAUACAGUCCUCUUGAUUUGUUUGAACAGUUCCCUAACACUGACCCCCCUCCAUUCCUAAUUAUAUAUGCAAUCAAGUUUGCUUUCAGAUGUAGCCAGGUGUCAAUUUUCCGGGUCGUUCUGCUUGUCUCGAAUCACCCUCAACAUUUUGUGGCGUCACACGAAUCGUUUUCAGUCAUAACUUAGCCACGUGUGCGUGUCUGGAGACGGGACGUUUGGUCAGAAAUGGCGCAGUCCACUCCACCACCGAAUAUUUCACUACCCGCUCGAAAUACAGCAGAGUUCAAUGCUUUCUUGGCUAAGAUUGCUGAUCAAAUAACAGAGGAAGAGUUGGAGAAAAUGAAAUUUCUCUGUGACAGAUCACAAACCAAUAAUAGUUUACCACGAGGAAAGCUUCAUGCUAUCAUAAACCCACGCGAGUUUUUGAGCUUCUUACGCCAUCACGAUAAAAUCUGCCUAGAAGACGUAUCCUAUUUGCUAUGGCUACUUAGAAACGUCGGACGUAGUGAGCUAGCCGCUUCAGUCGAGGAACAAGGUAAGAUUCUGGUUAAGACCCGUGUGUAGAUAGAUUUUUUGUAAGACUGAAUGAUGCUUUCGUUGUUUUUUCUUUAUGAAUAAUGCGUCUUGACAGACCUCAGAUUAAUUCUUGUCAGGUCUUCGAUAAAUUCAAAGUUGAUGUGGUUGUGAGCGCGCUAAAGAAAAUUAAUGCUAAAGAUAAAUGCGUAAAUAUUAGCGGUAUAUUUCACGGUCGAAGAGUUUGCAUUUGCAAAUUGCAGCAGUAUCGAAUGAUGUUUGAUUGUCAGUAAAAUUGAUAAAUUUGAAACGGCGUGCAUGCUUCGGCUUCCUUUGCUCGCUGAAUUUGGCGCCGCGAGCGGUAAUUAGAUAACAGCUUAAUAUGUGAGUAACACAGUUACUAUCUGCGUCGGUAUAUAUACAUACUGUAAGAUUUUAAGCCGUUAACUAACGGCGCAGAAUCUCUCAGGACGCCGUUAACUAACGGCAUAAUCUGACUCAGUCGGUAUGUAUACGUACUGUAAUUUUUAAUACCGACGCAGAUAGUGGCGUAAAAUCCUACAGUCUAUUGAGCGUGUUAGUCGCAUAUUAUCUAUAUUCCCCUAAAAAGAGGCUGGACCUCAACGUUUUCGAGUUACUUGGCGAGGAGAGAUAAAGGUUGAAAUGGAGUGCCUUCUGUCGUCGUGCUGAUAAGGAGUUCGUGUCUAUCAAGAAUUUGCAUACAUGUUCUGCACUCUUUGAGACUAAACAAAUCGCGAAGACACUUUCAGGGGACGGUUCCAAUAAUAUAUGACCAGCACACAGGCAUUAGAAGUCCAAGUCAACGCAAAAAAGGUCUAAUGAGUGGAGAAAAGGAAAUUUGAGACAGCGAAGACGUUUUUCCCGACGAAAUUUCUUUGUUUCUUGCCAGACGGACAUUGACCGCCAUCAAAUGGACGAUAUGAUUAAAAAUGAAUCGAUGUUAUGAGCUGAUAACAAAACAAUUUGAAACGAACUCAGUAACAUGCCAGCGUUGAAACGGAAACUUUUCAUUUAUAAUACACUGAAAAGUUAUGAAUCCGCAAAAUUCUUCUCGGGAUUUCCAACUUUGGUCUGUCUAAUGGCGAUAUUCAAUAUUUUCAAACCUUUCGUCGUGAAACAGAAAUACUGGGAUCGUAAUCGGUAGAAAAUCUGCUUGUACCACUUGUGCCUCUUGCUAAUAAAACAUUAACGGUUUGUGCUGCUUUUUUUAAUCUUCUACCUCCACUUACAAAGUAGAACUCUCCAGUAUUCUCCUAAUUUAUCACAAAGAAAAAAAUAAAUAAAACUAAAACUAACUUCAUUAUGCAAAGAAAUCUUUCAGCUUUAUCUUUCCUAUUUUAACUACUUCAUAGGUUGGUUUAGUUCAGAAAACAAAGGAUUUUUUCGGGAAUUGAUCCACCGAAGAUAACAUUGGUUAACAGACAAAAACUUGUGAUAUCACGGUCACUUAGCAUGGUCCUCUGUCAUAUUACAAUGCAUCUAUAAGCACUGUCAUAUCUUUCUUGAUAUAAAAACUCAAUAUGCAAAUCAAGUGUAUCUACUAACCUGUAAUCAGGCCAUAAGGACUAUUUAGCAUCUUGUAGGUGCAUAUUAAAUUAGUUUUAACACGGAAGGUGCUUGAAUUCUUAAAGGCUUUGUCAGGCGUGAGUAACCUCUUAAUGAAUCUUUCCAAUCUUUCCACUUGGGAGUUCAGCACUAUAUGAUCCAAAAAAGCUUUGAUAGCUUCCCCACCAUUUGCUCCCACAGGUCUUUCUCAACUUUUAGUAACUAUUAAUUUCCCUUAAGAGUGUAAAUAAUAGAAUUACACUGUUCCAAUCCAGCCAAAGCUAGAUUUAACAGUGUAAAGCUUGCGUUUGAUUGUAUUUGCCAGCCACUUCAUCAAGGCAGUGAGCUGCCCCAACACUGGGUUGAAGAUUUCUUUCGCUAAAAAUGCUCUUGACCUCGAAAAGUGUCUUGACACAACACUUAGAAACUUGAAUUCUGGCUGGAGAAGCUCCCAGAUAUGGUUAAUGAUUGGCGAUAAAAAGACCACAUUGAAAAACUUCCAUACCCUUGUGUUUUGUUUAAUGUUCCUUGUUAUUCUCUUUCAUAACCACAUCUUUCUUCUCAGAUACGUGGAUCAGAGUAAUUUUUUCAUGUAUAUUAUUAUGCCGAAAAUUAUACUAGCACAAUCUUUAGAGGCCUAUGUGUGUUCUUAUAUUUAGGGUUCCAUCGGUUUAUCCUUGGCUUGUUUUUGGGACAUCUGUUGUGGUCGGCUACCGUUCGUGUAUCUGUUCAAACUUUUUCUUUCUUUCUCUUUUUUUUUUUUCGUAUUUUAGGUAUACCGUCGUCGCUGGGUGGUCAACCUCGAGAUCUUCCGUGUUUAACUGCACACUUUGUUGGAAGAGACGCGGACGUAGAUAAAAUCGUAAAUCAACUGCAGACCUUUCGUAUGGUUGUUCUUCUUUCCAUCCCAGGAAUGGGGAAGACUGAAGUGGGAAUCCGUGUAAGUCACUUGUUAAAGCAAAGGGGUGACCAGUUUGUAACGCAUAUUCGCGUAGAAAGUCAUCAUCAGAAGCUCGCAGACAUCUGCAGUGAGAUUGUUGAUCGAUUGAGUAGUCGCACCUAUUCGGAAACCGCUGACUUUAUAUCCCUUGCGAAGCGUAAACUAUCGGAGCGAAAUAUCCCAACUCUUAUUGUGCUGGACAAUACAGAGAAUAUACAGGGCGAGGAAUUUGAUGAAUUCACCAAAUGGCUCGUGGAAUCUGCCCUGAAUGUACAGUUGAUAAUCACUACUCGAAAAGAUGUUGGAUUCGUGUCGGUGGACGUGUGUAGGUUUCCUCUGAAUCCUUUGGAUCCCGACUCGUCUGCAAAACUGCUUCGGAGCCUUGUUGACGACUGUAGUGAGGAACACUCAAAGGAACUUGCGAAAUUGUGUGGUGGGAUACCACUCCUUCUUGUAACCUGUUCUGACUCGCUGAACAAUGGUUUAAGUCCCGAUCUGUUAAUCCAACAGCUCAGUAAUGAUCCCAUACAACAUUUCAGGAUCAGUGCGAACGAUGUUUACAACACGCUGGAAGUAUUUUUUAACACUUUUUCCGAUGAGGUAAAAAAUAAUCUUGUCCUUUUUUCUGUUUUCCCAUCGGAGUUCUCAGGUCAAGACAUCCAGUGUCUUUUCGAAGAUUCCUUACACUGUGAAACAGUGACGAACAGGAUGGUCAAGUAUGGUCUUCUUCAAAGGAACGUCGUUGGAAAGAUGAGGAUGCAUCCUUUAGUCCAAGCCUACUUCCGGACAGAGAAAGAGUCUUUAGGCAUGGGUGACCUGUGGCGCACCGCUCAGUGUAAAUUUAACCAUCAAUACCUUGGUAAGCUGAGAGUCUUGAGCAAAGAGUUUAUCAGCAAAAAUUCAGCUUUGGUUGCGAUCCAUAAGUUUCGACAGCAGAAAGCGAACAUCAUGGAAGCGCUGAAGAAUUGUCUCGAAGACUCUAGCGAUUUAGAUGACAAGAAUUUCGUUUUAGACGUCGUGAACAGUACAGAAGUGCUGGAUUUUGUGGCAAAAGUCCUAACACCCCCUAAAGAGUGCUCAGUGCUGUACCAGAAAUGCUGUGAUAUUGCUAAAGCGUCCGGCGAUAUGAAGAGGCAUGCAGAGAGCUUGAAUUCACUGGGAUUCCGUCGUCUCUGUGACGUAUCUCACAGCAAAGACAGCCCAGAAGAAAACUUAGCCACACUUGCAAAGUUUCAGGAAGCAUACGAAAUGCGCAGGACAUUACCAGCAGAAGAACGAAAAACCCAAACGCAUGCACACACCGCUAGUAAGCUGGGAGUAUGUUUGGUAUUGCAGGUGAGAUCAUAGUAAAUAUAAAAGAGGACUAUGUGGCGUUUUUUUUGUUUUGAUUUUCCUCCUUAUCUCUUCCUUUUUAAGGAGAAUUUUUCUUAAUAGCUUCCCUUUUAAGUACCCUCCCUUCAUUUUUGUUUGUGGGAAUCUAUGGAGGCUUAUGAGAAUCUUACGCCAAGGUAAAGUGUGGAAGCUCUCCUUGUUUACUGAAAUUUGUAGGAAAUCUAAUGAAACUUUGUCAAUAAUGGACAGAAAUGGGCGAAUUUGCUGCAGUCCUAAUGGGGUAUCACUGGCAGUUAGGCAGGCUGUGCCCGGAUAUUUACAAGGGCUAUUUGUUUUGCAGGGAGAAGAAAAAAAAGGACGAGAGCUCAUACGGGAAGGGAUUUCAAUAAGAAAUUCUUUAAGUAACUGUUUGUAUGUUGCUGCUGGAUACUGUGACCUUGGAAGUAAGUAAAUGUUUUUGUUUGCACUCCAUAUAACACCCGCGUAUCCUUGUAAGAGACUGAAUGGAGGCUAAAAGGAUGACAAAGCGCACUGUGAAAUUCCGAAUUGGGUGGUUUUUUUUUUAUAAACCGAGAGAAAAACAAAUAAAUUUCCAAUUAAAUGAGAACUGAAAAGAGGAAAUACCAAACUUAUGUAUUGAAAUCUCGUCGAGUCUUAUUUUCAUGGAGAAUGAACGAAUGGUCUUGUCUAUCGGCUUCGGCGUGAGAGUGAAACAAGCAACUCUGAAUGCUUGAUCCCCAACAGGCGAACUUUCGCAUGCAUAUUCUCCAUACUGUUCUAAAACAUUCCCAGUGGUAUUGACAAGGAGAAUCUGGGUUCUUUUAUUGGCUAUCAUUUUAUUUUAUUAUUCAUGCGCUUAAUGUUUGAUUUAAAAGGUGCUAUUGCAAGGAAAAAUUCGAAGUUAGGAACCUUGGGGUAAAAAAAGGUUGAUGUUCCUUGGUUAGUCAGACAAAGUGUUUAUUUGUGAUAUGGGGAGGGAUUUGUUAAUUUGAGAAGGAAACUAAUGUUUCUGAGCCAUUUGAGAAAUAGCCCUUUAAACGUUUACGGCUUACAAGCUUUAUGCUCUUUAACAAAACCACCCUAGACACGUGCCGGCUUUGAGUCAGAAGUCCGUCUCUUUAUCCAUUCCAGUUGUCUCUUUUUAAAACGCGGUAAGGUUUCAUUUAACAGUGUAAAAGCGUAAUAUUGUCUUCACACUUUGUUAGAUUCUUAUCGAUUGUCUGGUGAUCAUCAAGAAGCAAUCGACAUUUGGAAAGAGAACACUCUGCCAGUUUACAAAGAGCAGCUUGGUGACCACCCCUGGACAGCUUCAAUUUUGUCCUACAUCGCUGACUCGUACAAGGCCCUUGCUGCUGGAAGCUCUGAGCGAGGUUACAUCGACCAGGCCGAGAUGUACUCCAGGGAAGCUCAUGGGCUACGAGAUAGGCUGUUGGGUCAUCAUCAGGAUACAGCUCGUUCGUGCGUUCAGGUUAGCGAUGUGUUAGUCCUUCAAGGACAAUUCGAUGAGGCUUUGGAGGAGCUCAAUAAGGCGUUUGAAAUUCAAAAGGAUGUUUUGGGCCCUGACGACAAGAUCACGAAGAACAUAAUGAGCAAAAUGAGUUACGUGAUGGACAAACGAGCCUCAAAUCCUCGUUAACUGCACAUUCUCAAAACCGAAGCCCGAGGUAAAACUCUUGGUUCUUAGUGAACAGACUGAAGCAUGUAAAUAAAAAUGUAAUGUAUUAUUAAUAUCAAUAUAUUAACUGAGUUGAUAACGUAAAUUAGCCACCGUAAAGAGUUUAAAAGCUGACGUUUCGAGCGGUAGCCCAUAGUCAAAUCGAAUGAGGAAGAGCUAACGCUCGAAACCUCAGCCUUUUACGGUGGCUAAUUUACGUUAUCAACCCAGUUGAUAAGACUAAAUUACUAUGUUAAACUCUUCCAUCGACGAAAAGCCACAGUCUCUUUAGAAACUUACCCCCGUGUAAAUAAAACUUAGACCAAUUGGUAUCUCAUCAGUGUUGCAAGGAAGUUAUUUAAAUUCAUUGGAAUAAUGUAAAAAUCAAGUUUUUGCCUUCUUUCAUCAUCGUUACGAACGAUUUUUUUAGUUUGGUUUUUCCUUGUCGUGUUUAUUGUGUUUCGGAAUUGGUAUCGACUUAUCCCACAAAAUUAAAGCGUAUUAUAAUACUUCAGAAGAAAAUUACUACAGUCAUCACCAAAGAGCCUUUCAAUGCUCAUACUAACCCCAUAAGGAGGUAAGUAGUGGGUUUUCCCACCAUCGUUAGACAUUGACACUGAGGUGAGGUGUAUAUACUAAAACAGUGAGAUAAUAAAGCACAAAAAGAUGAGUUUAACUCAUUUAUUCCUGGAACUAUUGCAAUAUUUUCGGUUGCGAAUCCUACAGCCCAUAUUCGAAGUUUGAGUAGCCAAUCAGCGCGCCUUAACAUUGUUUUAGUAUAUACCGAUAAAAUUUAGUGGCUUAGUUUCCGUUGGCUGUUUAACUGUCCAUUUCGACUGGUCUAGUUAAAAGGUGCUGCUAAUCAGGCAGGUAAAAUUGUGCAGUUCAGUGACUCCCUAGUUGGAAAAAGUGUUAAAUAAACGCUGUUAAGGACCAAGUAGAUUCGAGCACUUUGCUACUGACACAACUUUCCAAGAGGAAGUAGAUUUAGCUUCUCCCAUCCGGGGAAUUACUUUUCUGUCUACGGUGAAUGUUUGUAAGUAGACUGCGAGUAGUCCCUCCUAUUCGGGAAGUCCGUCACGCGGGUCAAAAAAGGGUCAGUGGAACUCUGGAAGUUAGGCGCACGGAAACUACAGUCUGUAUUAUUUCCGAAUUCACGCGACGAAGUGCACCGAAAAGGAUGGACUGCUCGUGUCAAGUUUCUAAGAAGCUUAUCCAUAAACAAUAAUUUGCGCUGAGUCAAAAAUUCUGUUUCGAGGUUAUCUGUUGUUUCUUUUGAUCGCGGUUGUUGUCAAUCGACAAGAUGCAUUCAUCAAGUAGCAUAAGUGUUUCUUUAUCAAUAAAAUAAUUGAUCCGCUUGUAGUAAAAGACCUAGAGAAUAGUUAUAUGUCAUAGCCGUUGCACAUAUGAAUUUACUUCGAUUCUGUGUUAUAGCUGUUUACUUCCAAAACAAAAGAACAAAUAGGUUUCGACAAAACUAUUUCUAGUUCAAGUCAUAGGGAAAUAUAUGUUGUAAAGUUCCAAUACAAAUUUUCAACUAAG
This is a messenger RNA of Pocillopora meandrina, 7678 nucleotides long. The record is from the annotation of a GenBank genome assembly. NCBI's taxonomy places the organism in Eukaryota, Metazoa, Cnidaria, Anthozoa, Scleractinia, Pocilloporidae.